AACGGCCUAGCCUGCUUGGACUCAAAACUUGUACAAGCCAAUCAUUUUUCCUUCAGUGGACUCCAUGUAACGGGCAACACAUCGAACCCAACUGGGUCUAUUGUGACCCCUGUGCUUGUGGGUCAAAUUCCUGGACUGAACACCCUUGGUAUUUCAAUGGCUCGUAUUGACUACGCACCAUGGGGCCUCAGUGCUCCUCACUUUCACCCUCGAGCCACCGAGAUUCUAACUGUCUUGGAAGGCACUCUCUUUGUUGGUUUUGUGACUUCAAAUCCUGAUAACAGACUCAUCACAAAGGUGCUUGAAAAGGGUGAUGUGUUUGUGUUCCCAGUAGGACUUCCUCACUUCCAAAGAAAUGUGGGGAAUGGAAGUGCAGUUUCAAUCUCUUCCUUGAGUAGCCAAAACCCUGGUGUAAUCACCGUCGCCAAGGCCGUUUUCGGAUCAAAUCCCUCCAUUGGUAAUGAUAUUCUGGCUAAGGCUUUCCAGAUUGACAAGAGUGUGAUUGAUCAGCUUCAAGCAAACUUUUAG
Molecule: messenger RNA, 528 nt
Organism: Pistacia vera
Lineage: Eukaryota; Viridiplantae; Streptophyta; Magnoliopsida; Sapindales; Anacardiaceae
Product: putative germin-like protein 2-3
Exons: 1
Cellular component (GO): cell wall
Molecular function (GO): manganese ion binding
Source: RefSeq, a predicted model, not a curated record